AUGUCUUCUGCACAGCAUACCUCGGGCGCCACAUGGACGCCGGGGGACUUUGAGCAUCCCAAUCAGGCAUUGCGGCGAUCUAUUACCAUUGCGCUCUGUUUUGCCUUCAUCCUAUCAACUCUUGCCGUUGCUCUUCGACUCGUGGCAAGAAAGAUGACUGGGAGCAAACUAUUUCUGGAUGAUUAUCUGAUCUUGAUUGCUCUCUUCUUCAAGUAUUCAUGCUCUGCUGGGGUGACUGUCCUCCUUUUUAAUGGGCUGGGAUCACAUAUCACAAUGAUACCAGCGAAGAACGUUCUUGUUUACUUACAGAUCGGAUACUCGAACAACUUUGUGUAUACUGGCUGCAUCGCUUUUAUCAAGUUUUCCAUCUUGGCACUUUACAAGAGAUUGUUUGCAAUUCGAUCCAUGAACCUUGCGGUAAACGCAAUGUUUGGAUUUGUGUGUCUCUGGGUCGUGGGCGUCUAUGUUGCUGGUGCUCUGAUCUGCAUUCCCGCAAGUAAAUUUUGGGACCAGUCGGUUGAAGGAGCUUGCCUUGACCCUUACAAGUUCUACUACGGAAUUCAAGUCCCAAACAUCUUGUCGGACUUGAUUCUUCUCAUCAUGCCCAUGCAUGUCGUGUGGUCCUUACCGAUUCCCAAGUCCCAGAAAGCACUCCUUUGCGGCGUGUUUCUUGUUGGUGGCUUAACUUUGGUCUUCUCCGUUUUUCGACUCCAGGCGAUGAUUCGACUAGCUGACCUUGGCCCCGAUGUCACCUACAACCAAGUUCCUGUUGUCGUAUGGACUUGCAUUGAAGCAGCAGUGGGAAUCACGGCCGCAUGUCUCCCCAACCUCCGCCCUCUGUUUAGGUUGGGACGUCGUGGUUUCUGGUCUCAGUAUCGUUCUUCGAGCAACACCUCCGGAAAAACUCUUGUCGAAUCAAACACAUCCGGAAGUACAAUCACAUCACGCAAGAAGCCUCCCGGUGGCUCUUUUGGCGAUGAAGGUAUUAAGGUGGCUCAAUACAAUGAAUACACCAAAUGUGACAAAGAGUAG
Messenger RNA from Penicillium brevicompactum, 1032 nucleotides. RefSeq names its product putative integral membrane protein Pth11-like. Lineage: Eukaryota; Fungi; Ascomycota; Eurotiomycetes; Eurotiales; Aspergillaceae. The record is from RefSeq and is a predicted model, not a curated record. The transcript has 5 exons. The coding region runs from base 1 to 1032 and encodes 343 amino acids.